This is a messenger RNA of Tremella mesenterica DSM 1558, 2541 nucleotides long. RefSeq lists its product as uncharacterized. The transcript has 9 exons. Gene Ontology annotation, cellular component: cytosol; cytoplasm. Gene Ontology annotation, biological process: glutaminyl-tRNA aminoacylation; translation. Gene Ontology annotation, molecular function: glutamine-tRNA ligase activity; ATP binding. The record is from RefSeq and is a predicted model, not a curated record. NCBI's taxonomy places the organism in Eukaryota, Fungi, Basidiomycota, Tremellomycetes, Tremellales, Tremellaceae. The coding region runs from base 1 to 2541 and encodes 846 amino acids.
AUGCCACCCAAGUUCGAUCCCACAGCUCCAGAGGUACAAGCUCUCCUAUCGCUCUUCACCAACCUCGGUCUCAACCAAAACUCCGCCACCGAGCUGGUCCGUCAGCCUAAAGCUGGUCAAGCUCUGAAAGGUCUCAUCGAGGAGUUUCAUCUCCAGGGCCAGACGUUCGAUGAGAGGCAAGCGGCAGCACUGGUCAAGCUCAGUGCGGUAGGAGGUAAGCUGGGCCCGGCAGAGAAAGGGUACGUCCUUCAGAGAAUAACAGGUGGUGAACUUCGAUCACCAGAUCAAGUUACUGCUGCGGUCAAGUUUUUAGAAGGCAACCCGGAAGGUACACCAGUCAAUGAAGAAGAAUUUGACAAAGCGUGUGGCGUGGGGGUCGACAUAAAUGUUGAACAUCUACCUACUUUGUUGAAAGAUUACAUUUCAACUCUCUCCACACCACCGAAAGAUUGGACGGGUAUAGGACCACUCCUUGGAGGAAUCAAAAACUCGACUUCAGAUCUGAGAUGGGCAAACGUAGCAGACGUCAAAUCAUCUCUCGAGAUCGUAUUCACAGAGCUGUUUGGAUCCAGAGAGGAGGCCAACAAAGCCCGAGCUGAGGCACAAGCUGCAGCUUCAAGGCCGAAGAAAGAGGUCAAAACCGCGAUUCCCAUACCUUCCGCAGAGGCCUCCAGCUCUACUAUCCCAGCUAUCCCCACCAACAUCUUCAGAGAAGGAUUCCUGAGUGAAUUUCACAAAGUCGGAGGGAAUCCUCAAAUCGAUCCAAGGCUGAAAGAGGAGCAUCUGGAAUGGACGAAAGGUAUGGUGUACACUCGCUUCCCACCUGAACCAAAUGGAUUUCUGCAUAUAGGUCACGUAAAAGCUAUCAUGGUGGAUUUCGGAUAUGCAAAGUAUCACGGUGGUCGAUGUUAUCUUCGAUAUGACGACACAAAUCCUGAAGCGGAAGAAGGUAGAUUUUUCCAGUCCAUCCUAGAGUCGGUCAGAUGGCUGGGUUUUGAACCUUGGAAGAUCACAUAUUCUUCGGAUAAUUUUGAUCGGUUGUAUGAACUCGCGAUUGAGCUCAUAAGGAGAGGGAAGGCAUAUGUUUGUACUUGCGAUGCCGAGAAGAUCAAAGAGGAUAGAGGAGGGGGACACGGUAAUCCCGUGGCAUGUGAACAUCGCGAACGUCCCAUUGCCGAAUCCUUGGUAGAAUUCGAACGGAUGAAGAAUGGCGAGUAUCCAGAGAAGGGGGCUUGUCUGCGGAUGAAAAUGGAUUUGAGCAGUGGUAACCCGUAUAUGUGGGAUUCGGUCGCUUACAGGGUGAAGUAUGCUCCGCAUCACAGGACCGGGGAUAAGUGGAAAAUUUAUCCCACGUACGAUUUCACUCAUUGUCUCUGCGAUUCGUUCGAGAAUAUCACCCACUCCCUAUGCACAGUCGAGUUCAUUCCCGCCCGUGAAUCCUACGAAUGGCUCUGCGAUGCUCUAACAGUUUACAAACCCAGGCAAUACGAAUUCGCUCGUCUCAAUCUUCAAGGUACUUUCUUAUCCAAACGCAAAAUCGCCCGCCUCGUCACAUGCGGUCUCGUACAAGGAUGGGAUGAUCCUCGUCUUUACACACUCAUAGCUCUUCGUCGUCGUGGAAUACCUCCAGGAGCUUUAUUAUCCUUUGUAUCCGAACUAGGAGUCACCAACAUUCCCUCUACUACCGAGAUCAAAAAGUUUGAAUAUGUCAUUCGAUCAUACCUUGAAGAUUCAGCUCCAAGAUUAAUGAUGAUCCUCAACCCUAUAAAAUUAAUCAUUGAAAAUGUUCCAUCCGAUUACGACGUUCCCGUUCAAGUUCCUCUUCAUCCUAAAAUCCCAUCGAUGGGUAGUGUUGAAACUAGGUUCACAAAAGAAGUUUAUAUCGAAGCUGAAGAUUUCCGUGUUGAAGAUUCACCUGAUUAUUUCAGACUAGCUCCUGGAAAAGCCGUAGGAUUAUUCAAAGCUCCUUAUCCUGUGAUAUGUACUUCGUACUCGACAAAUGAUAUCGGUCAAGUGACGGAGAUAAGAUGUAAUCUUCAAUCAGAAGGAAAAAUCCAAAAACCAAAAGCUUUCAUUCAAUGGGUCAACGCAAAAGAUGCUGUGAAGAUUGACGAAGUUCGUUAUUUCCUUCCUUUAUUCAAAUCUGAUCCUCCUCCAGCGGAUUUCGAAGGUGAUGUUAAUCCGGAUUCAAUCAAGAUUUACAAAGAAGCAAUUAUAGAACCUGCUUUCUAUCAAUUGGCAAAGAAAGCAAUGUCGGAUGCGAAGAAAGAAAGUGAAGAAAGGACUUUGAAAGCUUUGAAAGAUUCGGCUGUAUCUGAGAUUCAAGCAGGAGAUGGGGAGGAAGGUCCGAAGUUCACAGCGGAGAGUUUGGUAGGUAUGGAGAAUGUGAGAUUUCAAGGUAUGCGGAUUGCGUAUUUCGCUUUGGAUAAAGAUAGCAAGGUUGGAUGUUUGGAAGGGGAUGAAAAGGAAGGGAAGGAAGGAGAUAAAAUUAUCUUGAAUAGGAUAGUGAGUUUGAAAGAGGAUGCUGGGAAAAGUUCCUAG